CGGAUGGGCGGGGCUUGGAGGCGUGUUAAGAGUGCGCGGCAGUGCGACCACGAUGCCUGGGAAGCGUCCAUGGCGUGGCAGGGGCUGGCGAACGAAUUCCUGCAGGUGCCGGCGGUGACGCGGACGUACACCGCGGCCUGUGUCCUCACCACCGCCGCCGUGCAGCUGGAACUCCUCAGUCCCUUCCAGCUCUACUUCAACCCGCACCUCGUGUUCCGGAAGUUCCAGGUUUGGAGGCUCAUCACCAACUUCCUCUUCUUUGGGCCCCUGGGAUUCAGCUUCUUCUUCAACAUGCUCUUCGUGUUCCGCUACUGCCGCAUGCUGGAGGAGGGCUCCUUCCGCGGCCGCACGGCCGACUUCGUCUUCAUGUUUCUCUUCGGGGGCGUCCUGAUGACUCUACUGGGGCUCCUGGGUAGCCUCUUCUUCCUGGGCCAGGCCCUCACGGCCAUGCUGGUGUACGUGUGGAGCCGCCGCAGCCCUGGGGUGAGGGUCAACUUCUUUGGCCUCGUCACCUUCCAGGCGCCGUUCCUGCCCUGGGCGCUCAUGGGCUUCUCAAUGCUGCUGGGCAACUCCAUCCUGGUGGACCUGCUGGGGAUUGCGGUGGGCCACGUCUACUACUUCCUGGAGGACGUCUUCCCCAACCAGCCUGGAGGCAAGAGGCUGCUGCUGACCCCUGGCUUCCUGAAGCUGCUACUGGAUGCCCCAGAGGAGGACCCCAAUUACCUGCCCCUCCCCGAGGAGCAGCCAGGACCCCUGCAGCAGUGAGGACCCCACCCCCACCCCUGGCCUGCAGCGCAGCUCCCUGUCCUGGAGGCCGGGCCUGGGCCCAGGGCCCCGCCCUGAAUAAACAAGUGACCUGCAGCCUGUUCGCCACAGCACUGGCUGUCCUGCCGCGGCCGGCCUCUCCACGCGGGGCAGGUGCUGCUGGCCGAGAGCCAGGGCCACCAAGCCUGACCUGCUCUCCGACCCAGCACAGGUGGCACAGCCGGAGGCCCAGAGAGGGUCCAGAACCUGCCCGGUCGCCAGCAGAACACUGAGCACAGAGGGCAGCCCUGCGGGGUUCUCAUUCCCGCCCUGCCUGUGCCGUAAUGCAGCUUCCACUGAUGGGCUCACAUCUCGGGGGCGGGGCUGGGACUGGGAUGCUGGGUUGUGCUGAGCUUUGGCCGUGGGGGCCCUCCGUUGACGCCUCCCUAGGGCCCUCCUGUCCCGAACUAGCAACCCCCAAGGGGACCUCUGCCUCAUUUCCCAGCCAGGCCACUGAAUGACGGGCCAGAUGCAGAAGAGGGCCAGGCCCUUUCUGUGACUCCGAAGCCUCAAGUGUCAGUGUUUGCAGAGUCCAGUGGCUGAGGCAGAGGCCUCUGGGAAGCUCUGCUCCUGCCGUUUGCAGCUGAGGCUGGCCGGAGCCUCACCUGGCCCCCAGCUCAUGGGCAUCGGAGGACCAGUCCACACGGUGGUUUACUCCUGGGUCAGCAUCAGCCGCCGUCGGCUGUCACUUUCACAGAGGAUAAAAGUACUCGCUCUGGA
This is a messenger RNA of Bubalus bubalis (water buffalo), 1524 nucleotides long. RefSeq names its product derlin 3 (gene DERL3). Gene Ontology annotation, cellular component: endoplasmic reticulum membrane; Hrd1p ubiquitin ligase ERAD-L complex. Gene Ontology annotation, molecular function: misfolded protein binding; ubiquitin-specific protease binding. The transcript is spliced from 7 exons. Gene Ontology annotation, biological process: endoplasmic reticulum unfolded protein response. The coding region runs from base 4 to 765 and encodes 253 amino acids. Lineage: Eukaryota; Metazoa; Chordata; Mammalia; Artiodactyla; Bovidae. The record is from RefSeq and is a predicted model, not a curated record.